Molecule: messenger RNA, 1358 nt
Organism: Spirodela intermedia
Lineage: Eukaryota; Viridiplantae; Streptophyta; Magnoliopsida; Alismatales; Araceae
Source: the annotation of a GenBank genome assembly
AUGUGCUUCUCUCCUGCAACCCAGGAGCGGCCGCUGAGGCUUCCAAAAACUGUCUCACAGUCAACCCGACAAGGCCCAGUUGACUUUGACGAUCCGGUCAUACCUGGGCUUCCAGAUGACGUGGGAAAAUACUGCCUUGCUCUCAUCCCUCGGUGCCAUCUUCCUGUUCUAGGCGCCGUCUCAAAGCGGUGGAGGGCCUACGUCCAGAGCAGGGAGUUCCUCACCAUUAGAAAGGAGGCCGGGAAGCUCGAGGAAUGGCUUUAUGUGUUGACUGGGGACGCAGAUGGGAAGGGAAGCCAUUGGGAGGUCCUCAGCAGCAGCAGCAGCAGGCUGGGAGAAGGCAAGAUGCUGCUUCCGCCCAUGCCCGGGCCCGUGAAGGCCGGCUUUGGAGUCGUCGUCCUCGGCGGGAAUCUCCUGGUCAUGGCCGGUCAUCAUUCCUCUGACGACGGCGCAAAAUCUGUCUCUUCGGAGGUCUAUCAAUACGAUUCCCGCCUCAACAGGUUGGUUCUAAGCUCGUUCUGAUCAUCUCUUUUUAGCAGUCCAGUUCCUGCGAAUCCUGAAUUCGAUGCUUUUAUUAAUCACCCAUCUCAUUUCCUACAAAUUUCUGCUCGAACCCGGACCUUGAUCGCAUCACAGGAGGUGAAGAGGGUCCGAUUCAGUUGCUGACUGGUUCUGGGUUCUUCUCUUCUCACGGCGGUCGAGAUUUUCUGAACGGAGGAGGGUGUUGCAGGUGGACGGCGCUGGCGAGGAUGAACGUCGCCCGGUUUGACUUCGCCUGCGCGGAGCUCAACGGCGCCGUAUACGCGGUGGGCGGCUACGGGGCGGGCGGGGAGAGCCUCUCCAGCGCGGAGGUCUACGAGCCGGCUGCGGGGCGGUGGCGGCUGAUCGAGAGCCUCCGCCGGCCGCGAUGGGGGGCCUUCGCCUGCGGCUUCGCCGGGAAGCUCUACGUGAUGGGCGGCCGCUCGAGCUUCACCAUCGGAAACUCGCGCUCGGUGGACGUCUACGACUCGGAGAAGGGGGCGUGGGGGCAGAUAAAGCAGGGCUGCGUGAUGGUCACCGCCCACGCCGCCCUGGGGGGGCAGCUGUUCUGCAUGGAGUGGAAGAACCAGCGGCGGCUCUCGGUGUUCACUGCCGCGGAUAGCUCGUGGGCGUCGGUGCCCGUGCCGGUGACCGGCGGCGCCGCCGCGGUGGGGUUCCGGUUCGGGGUACUCGACAGGAAGCUGCUGCUCUUCUCCGUGGAGGACGCCGGGUACCAGACGCUGGUGUACGACCCCGCCGCUGCCCCCGGCGAUGAAUGGCGCACGUCGCCGCUCAAGCCCUCGGGGAUAUGCCUCUGCACCGUCACCAUCAAAGCCUAA